GAUUUACGUAAUUCAUAAUUACAGUAUAUUGUAUAUACAUAAUCGCUGUUGGUGAUUUCCAGUGGAUUUAACCUUUCUUCAUGUUAAGGAAGCUGUCUGAGAAGAGAAUGCCUUCAGUAGUGCACAAAUUACUAGAACCACUAGCUUGGUUGCAAGGAACAUGGAGAACGGAAGAUCCUGCUAGUGGUUCAUAUCCAACUAUUAAAGAUUUCAACUAUUGCGAGGAGAUAAGCUUUGUAUCAAUAGGACAACCUAUGUUUAAUUACACUUCACGAAGUUGGCAUCCGGAAACAAAAAGGCCUAUGCAUCUAGAAACAGGUUUUUUGAAGGUGUAUGAAAAGAUUAACAAUGAAGAUUCCACGAAAGUAGAAUUUAUCUUGGCACAUAAUUUUGGACUAUCUACUAUUGAACAAGGUUACAUAAGCGAGAAGUCAAUUUACUUAAAGACUAAUGGUAUAUUGAAAAGUGAAAGAUCAAAAUCACCUCACGUGACAGAAAUAACCAGAGAGUACAGAUUGCUGGACGAUAAUCAUUUGGAACAGGUGAUUCACAUGGCUACGACAAAUACUCCAACUCUACAUAAACACUUGCUGGCAAAGUAUGUAAAAGUGAGUGAGGAAACAUAAAAGAUGCGGAGAAGUGGUCAAGUUUUGCGAUGUAUAUUAUUAUAUUUGUUUUCUAUUAUACAAACUGUAUAAACUUUGUCGGUAUCGCAUAUAUGGGAAUAAAUUCUAAAGAAACGGAA
Molecule: messenger RNA, 745 nt
Organism: Pseudomyrmex gracilis
Lineage: Eukaryota; Metazoa; Arthropoda; Insecta; Hymenoptera; Formicidae
Product: THAP domain-containing protein 4-like
Exons: 3
Coding region: 81-626 (181 amino acids)
Source: RefSeq, a predicted model, not a curated record